CUCAACAAUCGUUAUCAAGAUUUCACUGCGUUAUUAUUUGCUGCAUUUUUUUUUUGUUUUUGUGCAUUUUCUGUAAAUGUUCAUUUCAUAAUAUUAUGUGUGUUAUAUUUUAUGACUAUAGAGAUGACCUUCUUUAAGUACUCUUUCAUGAUAAACGUUUUAAUUGUUAUUAUUAUUAGUUAUUGUACUGCUUUUCAUAUACUUAAAAUAGAAACUGGAUUUGGAAACGAGCGUAAGCGUCAUUACUUCGAGCAAAUCCUUCAGCCGGAACUGGAGGCGUGCGUAGGGGAGAGGGAGCGCUGGGGCGUGACCCUCGCCUACAUGAGUUACUACUCGUAUGACCCCCGGACAUACCGCUGGUUAGACAACGACGUGUACGACUGCGCCUGGGGCUGCUUCUUCCUGCGCAUGGGCUGGUUAGACGACGAUAUUGAGGGAACGUUCCAGGCGCCCGUGAUGCUGGCACACAUGGAGAAUUAUCUCGGGGGAGGGUGGGAAACCAGUAUGAAGGCCAGCCGUUGCGUAUAUGUGAAUUACCCUCACGCGAAGCUGCCCGGCCACGUGCCGGACUGCGAGCAAGGCAAGCUCCUGAAGAACUGCCUCAUCAAAGAAGAAUAUCUCGAGAUUACGCACGAGAACAAGUUGCAGUUGGUCGAGCUGCUGCGCAGCUGGCUGGGCUUCUGCGCCGACGACGAGGGGCUGCCGGUGGGCGAGGUGCUGGCCCGCGCCGCGCGCCCGCCCGUGCCGUCGCCGCCGCUCGGCUACCCCACGCCGCCCGCGCUACAAGGCUGCGCCUGGCGCUGCCUCUUCUACGACAUGGGCUGGAUGAAUGAUAGAGAAGGAGAGUUCCUUUUGCCCGUCGUUCACGAGACGAUAAGGAUGUAUUACUACAAAACUGAUUUAAUACCGCAACUAUUGGAGGAAUCUACUAAAUGCGUCACAACCGCGAACCUUUUCACCGAGAACGCGGACGUGAUGGCCACGCGGCCGCCCGGCUGCGACCGCUCGCAGCUCUACGUCGACUGCCUCGUCAACAACUUCUUCAAGAACCUCACAUCGCCUUGGUUCACCGAUGAAGAGAGGAGCAUCAGGGUCGGUAACCAGAGCUCUAGUCCCACCAGGCCCCGUCCUCGCUCGCGCCCCCCACCCCGCGAGCGUCCCCGCGGCCCCCCGCAGCCGCACCUCGUGCGCACGCGCCUGUCAGCGCGCGUCGCGCCACUGCCGCUCGCGCCCUCUGACUCCGUCGUUGUCAAAGUCAAGGUGACGGAGACGGACACAUGAGCGUAGUGGCUUAAGUUAUGGUCUUUUUUUUCUAAAUGUGUCAGAAAAAUUACAUAAUAGUAAGCCAAGAUACU
Cydia splendana is the source of this 1355-nucleotide messenger RNA. RefSeq lists its product as uncharacterized. The transcript has 8 exons. NCBI's taxonomy places the organism in Eukaryota, Metazoa, Arthropoda, Insecta, Lepidoptera, Tortricidae. The record is from RefSeq and is a predicted model, not a curated record. Bases 112 to 1281 code for a protein of 389 amino acids. Gene Ontology annotation, molecular function: odorant binding.